GAGCAGCCGCCGCGGAGGUCUCUGGCCAGUAUUGCUUCCACCUGUCCACAAGCAUGGGGAAUAUCUUUGCAAACCUCUUCAAGGGCCUUUUUGGCAAAAAAGAAAUGUGCAUUCUUAUGGUGGGCCUGGAUGCUGCAGGAAAGACAACAAUUCUAUACAAACUGAAGCUGGGUGAAAUUGUGACCACCAUUCCCACUAUUGGUUUCAACGUGGAGACAGUUGAGUACAAGAAUAUCAGCUUUACUGUGUGGGAUGUGGGCGGCCAGGACAAGAUCCGGCCACUAUGGCGCCACUACUUCCAGAACACCCAAGGCUUGAUCUUCGUGGUGGACAGCAAUGACAGAGAGCGUGUGAAUGAGGCCCGUGAAGAGCUCAUGAGGAUGCUAGCUGAAGAUGAGCUCCGGGAUGCCGUUCUCUUGGUGUUUGCCAAUAAGCAGGACCUUCCCAAUGCCAUGAAUGCGGCCGAAAUCACAGACAAGCUGGGGCUGCACUCUCUACGCCACAGGAACUGGUACAUUCAGGCCACCUGUGCAACCAGCGGGGACGGGCUCUAUGAAGGACUAGACUGGCUGUCCAAUCAGCUCCGGAACCAGAAGUGAACCAGACCCCUCCCUCCCCCUCACUUCCUCUUCUCCGCCCUCCGCUUUCCUCUCAUGUGGCAAACGUGCGACUCUGUGGUCCUGAGUGCCAGAAGCUGUCUCCAUGGGUUGGUCACAGUGUGCAUCGCACCGUGCUGUACAUGUGCAGACGUAGCCUGCAGCCAGGUUUUAUUUAAUGUAAAUAGUUUCUGUUUCCACUGAGGCAGUUUCUGAUACUCCUAUGCAAUAUUACUUAGCUUUUUUAUUGUAAAAAGAGAAUCAACUCACUGUCAGUACUGAGAAGGGAUUUGGGUGUAGGGGCACCUGGCCUCCGGGAGCCAUUGGGCUGUAGACUGGUGUCAGUAUCCAUUUGGUGGUUGGUUUUUACCCAAACUCAGUGCAUUUUUUAAAA
This is a messenger RNA of Myodes glareolus (Bank vole), 990 nucleotides long. The record is from RefSeq and is a predicted model, not a curated record. NCBI's taxonomy places the organism in Eukaryota, Metazoa, Chordata, Mammalia, Rodentia, Cricetidae.